GUUCUUACAAGGUCAAGGCCUCCUCUCCAGCGCGUUUGAAAACAAACUAUUGUCUCAACAGGCUGUUCGAGCUUUUUGUCCUGAAUUUACAUUCAAACCCCCAAAACACUUUUUCUCUUUCCACUACUAAAUUCUCCCGCAAAUAAACCAUUUGACCAAGGGUAUUACCGUAAUUUUCUCCCACAUGUCAAAACAAACCCACCUCACCGGAAAAUCCUUGUCCAAAGCUCCAAUCUCUCUUUUCCUCUCCAUCCCAAAUCGAUCUCUCCCCGCCAUAGACAGAUCCACGAAACCCUAAUUAUAAUUUGGGGGAAGUUGAAGGAGACCCUAGUAUUGUUGAUCUAGGUUAGGUGUUUCCGAUUCGAGGUGAUUCGAAUCGAGGGAGCUCAGGAUGGGCGAUUUCAAUCUCGCGCUCGUAAUCGUCGCCAUUGUUGUGUGCGUUAUUGUGUUCCUCUUCAAUGUUUACCUUCUCGUUAAUUAUCAGCACCCUGAUGACGCUAACCAGGCGUAUUUUCCCAAAUUCGUCGUCGUUUUGGGGCUCUCCGUCGCCGCCAUUUCCAUACUGAUGUUACCGGCGGACGUGGCGAAUCGGCAGGCUUGUCGUCACGCGAUAUACAAUGGUGCCUGUAAUCUCACCUUGCCGAUGAAAGAUCUGUGGCUUGCUAUUUAUAUUCUUGAUGCGGUGCUUGUGUUCUUCGUGAUUCCCUUUGCAAUGUUCUACUAUGAAGGGGACCAGGACAAGACCGUUGGAAAGAGGAUUAAAAGUGCGUUGAUAUGGGUGGUGACGACCGCCAUUGUUUGUGCUCUCGUGCUGGGAAUCUUAUAUGGGCUUAUUGGAGAGGUGGACUUUACUGUUAGGCACCUUUCUUCUACCACAGCUUCCUUUCCUAAUACUUGGCAAUUCUCUAGUACUCAACCAUGUAUAGGUUCUGCACGCCAGUGUUCUGCAUAUUCUGCUGAUGCUGCAUCAGAGAGGACAUGGACCAUGCGUACAACCUUCCCAGAAUAUGUUGUUGCUCUUGCUACCAUUGUUGGAUCAGUACUUUUCUCUAUAUUUGGUGGGGUUGGUAUUGCAUCUCUACCACUGGGGCUCAUUUUUUCCUUCAUUCGGCGUCCAAAGGCUGUUAUUACUCGGUCACAAUAUAUAAAGGAAGCAACUGAACUAGGUAAGAAAGCGAAAGAAUUGAAGAAAGCAGCUGAUGCCCUCCAUCAAGAAGAAAGAAGUGGGUCUAAGGGUAGAAAAUGGCGUAAAAAUGUGAAGGCCGUAGAGAAGGAAUUACUUCAGUUGGAAGAAGAUGUAAAACUUCUGGAAGAAAUGUAUCCACAAGGAGAGAAGGCUGAGACUUCUUGGGCUCUGACUGUUCUUGGUUACUUGGCAAAACUUGUCUUGGGGAUUUUGGGGUUGAUUGUUUCUAUUGCUUGGAUUGCUCACAUAAUCAUCUAUUUGUUGAUUGACCCUCCUCUUUCUGCUUUCCUGAAUGAGGUUUUCAUCAAGCUGGAUGAUGUUUGGGGUCUUUUGGGAACUGCGGCAUUUGCAUUUUUCUGCUUCUAUCUCUUGCUGGCUGUUAUUGCUGGAGCAAUGAUGCUUGGCCUCAGACUGGUUUUCAUUACAAUUCAUCCCAUGAAGUGGGGAGCUACACUUAUGAACUCAUUUUUAUUUAAUGUGGCACUAAUUCUCCUAUGCUCGAUCAGUGUGAUCCAGUUCUGUUCUACAGCAUUUGCUUACUAUGCUCAAGCAACAGCUGCUCAGGAAAUAUUUGGUCACACUUUGCAAUCUCUUCGUGGAAUUAAAUAUUUGUACAAGUACAAUGUAUUUCAAAUUGCAUUUAUCGUCCUGGCGGGUCUGACCUUUGUGUAUUAUGCUGCCUUCGGAUGGAGAAGAAGAAAACCCAGCGGCAGGUUCCAACUUUCCUCUUAAGCUAUGUUUUGGCUAGAAAACCAUGCACCCAUAUGAAGGACCCAUCAGAAUUUUCAGUUUUAACAUAUCUUUUUGAGUGGUUUGCAUUGUCGGAUGGCAUCGUCUAGUUUUGUUCUUUGAUGAGAGAUUUAACGAAGUGGGCAGAUUUCAUCUGAUUCUGAGUCGGGUUAGUGCAGUGGGAAAGGCAUUUGAUACCACUGUUUUUUCUUCUUUUUUCAUAUGCUUUACUCUUUCUUGUAUCUAUUAUUCCUUUGUUUGAUUCGUGUUGACAUUGGCUUUGGUCAUGUAAUUUAGUUAUCCUCUUCACACAUGCAAACUGGGUUUAUUGGAAAUAUCCUUGAUGUAAUAUAACCAUGAAGAACAACUAGCUGUACUUUCACUAGUUUCAUGUAGUUGUAACCAUUAUUUUAUCCAAGUUUAAUUUGUUUGUUCAAA
Messenger RNA from Humulus lupulus (European hop), 2353 nucleotides. RefSeq names its product LIMR family protein At5g01460. NCBI's taxonomy places the organism in Eukaryota, Viridiplantae, Streptophyta, Magnoliopsida, Rosales, Cannabaceae. Bases 392 to 1918 code for a protein of 508 amino acids. The transcript has 14 exons. The record is from RefSeq and is a predicted model, not a curated record.